Scomber scombrus (Atlantic mackerel) is the source of this 1419-nucleotide messenger RNA. Its product is annotated as NACHT, LRR and PYD domains-containing protein 1b allele 3-like. The record is from RefSeq and is a predicted model, not a curated record. The coding region runs from base 1 to 1419 and encodes 472 amino acids. The transcript has a single exon. Gene Ontology annotation, biological process: regulation of apoptotic process. NCBI's taxonomy places the organism in Eukaryota, Metazoa, Chordata, Actinopteri, Scombriformes, Scombridae.
AUGAAGCCUCCAGCUGUGGAACCUAGAAGAACUAAAAGAAAAGUGUCAUCUCUCAGCAUGGCAGCCACAAAGAUCAUUACCCCAGCACAAGCUACUUCUUUCAUUCCCCAUCAGCCUCCUCAAGUUAUCCAUCCUCAUGACAAAUCUUUCAGGCACAUUUUCAUCCCAGACCUUCGUUCCUCCCACUCCUCUGUCACUGAAACCCUGCCAACACAUUCUCAACUCCUCCAAACCUCCUCCUUGAAUCAAGGUUUGAAGAGAAAACGCACAAGCAGCUUGCCUCAUUCUCACAGCAUGCCUGCAAAAAACAAGAACAUUGAGAAGUUUACACCUGAUAUCAGUGAUGAAAAUGAGGAGACCUACAGAUUCCACUGCUCCGGUCCAGGCCUGUACCAGUGCAGUGUGACAGGUCUGGUGUUUCACAUGGAGGGAGAAGGGGACGUGGUUUACAGGACUGUACCCUGGAACCACAGGCUACUGGCCCAAUAUCACAAGAAGCCUGCAGGACCCCUGUUUGACAUCAAAUGUCUCCAGCAGUCUGUGUGUCAGCUUCAUCUCCCACACUGUGAGAUCCGCUCCACAGGUGGAUGUGAAUUCCUAUCAGUUGCUCAUGUGAAUGAUGAGGGCAUCGAGUUUAUUACUCCUCGUAAGAUUACAGAAACUAAUGUCAUUAUAAACAUCACAGAGCUUUCUGCUUUCGGUAAUGUCAAGGAUGAAGACUCUCCUCCUGACCCGGUCCGAGCGCUGGUGCUGCUGUUCUACAGACCACCAACUGAUCCUGAUCCUGAAUCUGUCCUCAAUGUGUUGUUGCUACCAGAGACCGUUGUGCUGCGUGAUGUGCUGCGCACUAGAAAAGAGAGAGACAGAGAUGAGAGGUUCAUUGAGAUAUCCCCACACUGUAAACUGAUCCCAAAGCAGGAGUACACACUGUCCACUAGUCCUGAAGACGACUCAGUUCUAGUUCAACCACCAGAAUCAGAAUUUGAUAAGGAGUCCUACAACAACUACCUAUCAUCAUUCCAGGUGAAUUUAGAAAAAAUCAUGAAAAGUAUCAAGCUGUUUUUGAGAGAAACCAACAGCUCCCACAGUGUCUGGGAAAGACGAGUUUGUCUUCCGUCCACUGCAGUAAGAAAGCAGAGAAGACAGAGUUCUCGGAUCUCUUCCAUCGCGAGGCUACGGACCGGCUUCAUCGAUGGGAUAUCAGGACCUGUUCUCCAAAGUCUGCUGGACAAGCUGUUUGAGAAAAAUGUGAUAACUGAACCUGAGAGGGAGUCAGCAGAAGAGAUGCAAAACAAAAGAGAUAAGGCUCGUUGUGUCAUCGACACGGUGAGGAAGAAAGGUAAAGCUGCAAGUUCAGAGAUGAUUGAGUGUCUCUGUAAGAUCGACCCCUUCCUCUGUAAACAUCUUGUGUUGAUCUGA